This is a messenger RNA of Condylura cristata (star-nosed mole), 4765 nucleotides long. It is a transcript of the gene ZNF248, whose product is annotated as zinc finger protein 248. Lineage: Eukaryota; Metazoa; Chordata; Mammalia; Eulipotyphla; Talpidae. The record is from RefSeq and is a predicted model, not a curated record. Gene Ontology annotation, biological process: regulation of transcription by RNA polymerase II. The coding region runs from base 675 to 2429 and encodes 584 amino acids. The transcript has 5 exons. Gene Ontology annotation, molecular function: RNA polymerase II cis-regulatory region sequence-specific DNA binding; DNA-binding transcription factor activity, RNA polymerase II-specific.
UCGCGGGGGGCAGGGAAUGAGGGCACCUGGCGGGGAAGCCGGGGGGUGCCCACGUAAAUGAGCUACAGGGCCAGAAUAAGGCGCGCGGGGCUCGGCUGCCUGUGCCUGUAACGUGCGGAGUGUGCGCACGCCGCAGGUGUCGUUCGGGCACCUGCGCCCGCCGGUGGCCGCUGGCAGCGGAUUCCGCGCUGAGCGUGCGAGCUCUUUGUGGCGGGGGCUGGCCGGGCCGCUCGGGCGCCCACUCCUCCGCCAGCGCCCUGGGGGAUGGCCGAGGGGAGGGUCUGGACGAGCGAGCCGCAGCCCCCUUUUCUGGCCCUGGCAGCGGCCAGGUCCCGAGGUGUGAUGUGCCCGUUUGUUGUCCGUGGCACGCAAUCAUGACCCGGUGUCCAGAAGCCAUCGGAGGCCGUGACACGGUGGGAAGCAAGCGUGGGGCAACGUGGGACAAGCUCAGGAGAGAGAACCUAAAUUGCUAGUGAGUCUAUGAGAAACACACGUUUACAUUCACCCAGCGAAAACUGUCAUGUCUGAUCGCAGCCCAUGUGGGGGCCAAACAGGACGCCGAGGUGUCUGGAGUGCAGAGCUGUCGGGCAGCGCAGUCCGGCUCCCAGGAGCCCCUCCGCUCGGGACUGCCCUCCCCUCUCCCUCAGCUCGCCCUUCUCUACUAAGAGCAGAAAAUGAGCAGGUCCCAGGAAAAGGAUAUAUUAUUACAGGAACGAGUGUCAUUCAGAGAUGUAUGUGUGGACUUCACCCGGGAAGAGUGGUGCCUUCUGGACCCUGCUCAGAAGGUGCUAUACAGGGACGUGAUCCUCGAAAAUUACAGCCACCUUGUCUCAGUGGGCUAUUGUAUUACUAAGCCAGAAGUGAUCUUCAAGAUAGAGCAAGGAGAAGAGCCCUGGAUAGUAGAGGAGGCAUUCCCAAGCCAGUGCUGCCCCGAAGACUGGAAAGUUGAUGACCUGAUAGAGAGCAGCCAGGAAAAUCAAGAUGAACAGUUUUGGCAGCUUGCUUUUACCACCAACCAAACGUUAAAUGUAGCAAGCAGUGAUAGAGUAAGAAAAACUUUCAGUCUGGGUCCAGAACCUUAUUCUUCAAGAAAUUUUCCAUGUAACAUAUGUGACUCGUGUGAAAUGGGUCUGAAAAAUAUUUCAGGCUUAGUUAUUAGUAGGAAAAACUAUUCCAGAAAGAAGCUCGAUGAGUUUAAUGUAUAUGAGAAACUUCUCCUUGACAUUAGGCAUGAGAAAACUCCUAUUGCAGGGAAGUCUUCCAAAUACAGUAAGAAAAGGAAUAGCCUCAGUGGUAGCCAGGAUCUCCUUCAGCCAAUUUUUGACCAACCUUAUGAGUAUAAUGAACGUGGACCGGGCUUCCACGAGGCAGCUUUUUUUGCAAGUAAGAGAGCUCAGAUGAGAGAGACACUCUAUAAGUAUGAUGGAUGUGGAAGACCCUUCAUCCAAAGUUUAAAGCUCAGUUUAUCUCAGAGAACUGACUUGGAAAUGGAGCCAUGUGAAUGCAGUAUUUGUGGAAAGUCCUUCUACAUGAAUUUAAGAUUGGGACAUCAGAGAGCUCCCACAGGGGAUACUCCUUGUGAAUGUAAUGACUACGGACAGAUAUUCUGUGACAAUUCAGCCUUCAUUAUCCGACAGGGAGCUUACACAAGAAAAAUUCCCCAUGAGUAUAAAGUCAGUCACAAAACUUGGGAAAAGGCAGCCCUCUUUAAACAUCAGAUAGUGCAUAUAGGGGGGAAACCUUAUGAAUGCAGUACAAAUGGAAUUAAUUUCAGCAAGAAGUCACAUCUCACCCAGCUUCGGAGAGCACAUUCAGGAGAAAAAACCUUUGAAUGUGGUGAAUGUGGGAAAACAUUCUGGGAGAAAUCAAAUCUCACUCAGCAUCAGAGAACACACACAGGAGAAAAGCCCUAUGAAUGUUCAGAGUGUGGGAAGUCCUUUUGUCAGAAACCACACCUCACCAACCAUCAGCGAACGCAUACAGGAGAAAAACCCUAUGAAUGUAAACAGUGUGGAAAAACGUUCUGUGUGAAAUCAAACCUCACUGAACAUCAGAGGACGCACACGGGGGAGAAGCCUUACGAAUGUAAUUCAUGUGGGAAAUCCUUCUGUCACAGAUCAGCCUUAACUGUACAUCAGAGAACACACACAGGCGAGAAACCCUUUAUAUGUAAUGAGUGCGGGAAAUCCUUUUGUGUCAAGUCAAACCUCAUUGUACAUCAAAGAACUCACACAGGGGAGAAACCUUACAAGUGUAAUGAGUGUGGGAAAACCUUCUGUGAGAAAUCGGCUCUCACUAAACAUCAGAGAACUCACACGGGGGAGAAACCCUAUGAGUGUAAUGGGUGUGGGAAAACCUUUAGUCAGAGGUCAGUACUCACUAAACAUCAGAGAAUUCACACAAGGGUGAAAGCUCUUUCAACAUCUUGAAUGUUCAGAAGCCUUUACCCUCCUGUCUUAGUAGUAUACACUUCCAGAAAAUAAAGUUAAUGAAACCCAAAGAAUGCCACAAGUUAAUGGGAAGUGAUGUUUCAUUGUACUUUGGAUGAUAAUAGAAUAAAACCUUAAUGUUUUGAGUGUGAAAGCCUUCAAGUAAAGUCAAAACUUUGUAUCAGGAAAUUUAUACUGAGGAAAUGUAUUAAGUAAUGUAGUAAAAACUAUGUAGAAUUUAUGUUGUGUGCUAUAUUCUGGAUAUGAUCCAAGUUUUUAUUGUAAGUAUAAUGGAUGAUAUGCUUUGAUGACCAUAUUUACAGUGGAACCUGAAGCUUUAAAAAGGUUGGCAACAGCACUAAACAUACAUGUAUGAGUCCCUGAUGUUUGCAGGCCUUAUUUGAGUAUGUGAAUCUAAUAGGAGCUUGGGGUCUGUUUGAUUUGUAUUAGAAGCCAACAUGCUUGUGAAGAGAAAAUAUGAACCCUUAGUUAACUGUUACGGUUUGUAUUAGUAUUUUCCACACUAAAUGCCACAGUGUUUUUAUAGAUUAACAUACAUGUAAAUAUUUUUGUACUGCCUAUCCCCACACAUGAUUAGAGGUAUGCCAGAGUAAGCUCACAGUAGCUUGUAAAUAGUGCAUUUGUUAUGUCUUCAGGAAUUGUAUGUGCCAGUUGUUGAACAGUCGAUCAAAAAAUUAAAUUAUAAAACUUAAACCAAUACAUGAAGAACAAAGGUAACAGCUCAACAUUCAUCCCUUCCUAGUUACUUUGCUGCGUUGUGCUGUUUUUGUUCUCCAGGUUACUUACUGAAUCUGCACUGUGAAAUACUGUGUGAUGUGCUAUCUAAUGUGGGAGCUCACCAUGGAAAUGGACAAACUUUAGAAAUCAGGAUUUUUAUUUUCUUGGAGAAACUUUUGUCAAACAUCUGCCAGCACACCACUGAAUAUGUGUGCAAAUACAUUCGGACGAUUCAAGAUACAGACCACACCUCCCUCUUUCCUGUCACAAAUGACUCGGCCAUUGCUCAGUGGCCUCAUCAAUACCGAAGUCAAAAUAGGUUUUUGUGAGGUUUAAAUACCUCUGCGGCCAGUCGUAUUUUAAAUACUGGUAGUGUGUCCAGUAGGUGCUCUUUCACAGCCUCACCACCCACCUUCCCUCUGGCCUUGCUGCGGCAUAUGAAUGAGUAUGGCCAUUAUUACUGAACUUCCACUUCUAUAAGGAAACAGUAUUUUUGCAAGACUUCUCAUCUGCUUCCGGUUCAGUCGAUAAGGUAAAUGUUAAUAGCAAUGGUUUUGCAAAGGUUGACAUCUGUUCCGUACAGUAAUAUUGCCCUCUACAAACAAGGGUUGUCCUAGAAUGUCACUUUCCCCACACUCGGGGUGUUUCAUUGCUGUAUGUAGGCAUGGCGUAUGUAACCCAAGGUGUGUGCGACCCAGGAACUGUGUGUGCUUAAUAACAGCGUCACACAUUGUCCCUCUCCUCUGCCCUACUGUUUGCCAUGUUUCCUUGGAAUACACUGGUUGAUGCUGCUUGCCAGACUGCUUAUCUGUUCUUUCUUCAGAUGAUUUAGGGGUAAAUCUGAGUUACUCAUGGAGGUUCUGUUCUGCUUGUGUUUGGGUGAGCACGUGAGCAGCGAGAUGUUUGGAAAACACUCAGCAUUGCUUCUGGUAAGAUCUCAAUGAGGAGAUCGUGGCGUGAGCAGGGCGCUUUUCUGCUGGACAGCUUCGUGUCUGUUAGCUACAUCAGAUGCCGCUUGCAGCCCCACAGGGUGAUAGCCUGAAGAUAGCAGCACCAGGAUGGGAGAGCCUGGAGCAGCACAGCUCUGGCCUGCUGUCUCCCAGGACUUGGCAUCACUGUGGUGAUGACCUUUGUCCUCAUACUGGCCGUUGCUUAGAGCUGGCUGUGGUCCCCUUGACCCAGACGCAUGCUUUCCUGAGUGUUAGAUGUUCUCGACAGUAACUUGGGGGAGGGAUUAUUUCAACAAGUUAAAAGAGGGCUGGCUAUUUCUGUCAGCCGUGGUCCUGGUGUAGAACUGCCCCAUCUCAGCAUCUGAACAGCAGACCUACCAACGUGGUGUGGAUCGAAAGCCGGGGAUCUUGCAGUCCCUGGGAACCAGCACUGCAGGGAGCCACUGCUACUCAGAGCUCUGCACGGGCAUCCCCAGGGUGCUGUCACGAGGGCCAGCUUUAGGAGACACUGCCACCAGCCGCCUGUGGCACCGAGUUUGGUGGGCACAGAAGGUGGGGAGAAAUUCUGGGUGGGACCGAUGGAGAGUAAGCAGCACAGUGCUUUUAAUGCUUGUAAAUCCCUGUGUCCGCUCUCAGUAUUAGAAAUAA